Molecule: messenger RNA, 745 nt
Organism: Erythranthe guttata (spotted monkey flower)
Lineage: Eukaryota; Viridiplantae; Streptophyta; Magnoliopsida; Lamiales; Phrymaceae
Product: auxin-induced protein 15A
Biological process (GO): response to auxin
Source: RefSeq, a predicted model, not a curated record
UUUCAAACCAUAUAUUCUUGUGAGAUCACUCGAGAAUUAUUCUCGACUUUCCAAAUCGUUACCUAUAAUUUGUUUUUAUUACUAAAAAUGGGAAUCAAGCUAACAGGGAUAGCUCAUGCAAAGAAGAAACUGCGUCGGACGAUUUCCUCCAAGAACGGGAGCUUUUCUACAACGACAUGUUGUGACGUACCGAAAGGCCAUUUUGCAGUUUACGUAGGGGAAAGUCACAGGCGGUUCGUUGUACCGCUAUCUUACUUGAAUCAACCAUUGUUCCAAGAGUUGUUGCAUUGGGCAGAAGAGGAAUUCGGAUACGAACAUCCAAUGGGAGGCCUCACAAUCCCAUGCACCGAGGAUUACUUCUUAAGCCUUAUCACUAUACUAAAUUCUUCUUCUUGAUUUAUAUAUAUAUACAUAUGUAUGUAUGUAUGUAUAUAUAUAAAUAUAUGCUGUUAUCUGAUAGAUUUAGUUUGAAGCUUUUUCUCUCAAAAUUUGCUGUAGUAAUUAAUAGUGAUUGAGGCAACCAAAUUUGUGUUCUGCCUAAUUUAAUUUUUUUUCUUUCUUUUUUUCUCUUUUAAGUCCUUUUCUAUAGCAAAUGUAUAUGAACAUGACAGUUUCUUUUGCCAUCACAGAAAUGAACAUACUUUUCUUAGAUCAAUUAGGAACUGAGAUCAAGCGCAUUUCAGCGUAACGAACCAUAAAUUUUUUUUCCUUUGUGUUUUCGGAACACGGCAGUAAAUUUCUCGAA